Messenger RNA from Marchantia polymorpha subsp. ruderalis, 7947 nucleotides. Lineage: Eukaryota; Viridiplantae; Streptophyta; Marchantiopsida; Marchantiales; Marchantiaceae. The record is from the annotation of a GenBank genome assembly.
ACUCAAGAUUAAGUUAUGAUUCGCUGCCGGUGACAGAAGCAAUUGCUCGGGUCUUGGUAAAUGUGAGGAUGCAGGGCUCCUUCGACUUCCCCCGAGCGAAUGAAAAUCGACGGCGGCCUUUUCAUUAAUUAUUAUUAUAAUUAUUUAUUAUUUCCUUUUUCCAUGCCGGACACACGCACGCGCGUGAGCAAUGCUGCGAGGGGAUGUCAGGGCGGAUCGAAGUGAGAAUCGAAAGAAUUUGAGUACGACGAGAGAAAAAUGGUGUCCGGGACGAUGACGGACAUUCCGGCACGAAGGAUUGAUGCAUUGCCUCGAUUACGAAGUGGAGUUUAAGCUUCAGAGUGUCGCUCGUUGCUCGGCUUCUUUUUCUUCUUUCAUCCUCCCCUUCUGCUUCGUUCGCCAUUGUCAUUCAGAUGCUCCCUUUUCCUGCGUCUGUGCAUUUCGAUUUGAUUACCUCGUUUGUUCUUUGGUAGCUUUGUCACAGAGAUUCGUCACCAUUCUCCUGCCAACCUUGAAACGUCAGCGGUUUUUUUUUUUGUUAUUGGGAGGGAUUAUAGCGUUCUGGUGUUCUCCUCGCAGUUACCUCACGUCUCCCCUUCAAUUCUCUUCCUCUGUUCCCUUCCUGUCUCGGAGGCCCCAGUAAUGUGUUCGUGUUGUGGUGGAGUUGUUUCUUUCAUUUCCAAUUUUUGCCAGCUGUUUGUGCAAAUGGAAUUGGAAUUGGAAUUGGAAUUUCCUUCUCAUUCUAGCUUGAAACAUUCACCCGCAGCGAAAUUUGACACCCCCGUUGAUAUUUAUUCUUAGUUAGGCGAAUGGGGCUGAGCUGCUUGGCUUCAUCAGAAUUUUGCUCUCGUUCUCGGACGACCACAAUUUGCCCGAUUGGAAGUUUGCAAAUGACGUGAGAAGUCAGGAAAAUAUUACAACUUUAUCUAUCCGCAUCCAUCGGUGCACGUUUUCCGCUUUCGUUGUUACGGGCGUUAGGUUAAUUCACGAGCUCAUCUGUCCAAAUCUGCGACCAUUAAAUUUUUCACUGCCCACAUUUGUCGUGUUUUUUUUUUAAUCUUCACGUUAAUCAUUGAAGUAUGGCGUACGAGUCUCCACUUUACUCUUCUGUCUACUUUUAUACAGCUUGUUCAAAUUGAUUUCGCUUUGUGAAUCAUGGAAUUCGUACGUCAUGCACUUUGCAAUCUUAGUUAGCCCCUUGGUGGAGGCGAUGUAGAUUAUGUUGAGAUUGCUGUGAAACUUGAUAAGAUGGCAGCGGAAGAUGCCAUGGAGGAAGACGAUGACGACGUCGAUUUCAACCCCUACCUUCAACUUUCUCCUUCACUGGACGGGGGAUCAGGAGAUAGUUCGGAGGGAGAAGGCGAGAUCGAGGAGACAGAAGAUGAUGUUGAAUUGGAGAUUCAAGAGGAGAGCUUAAAUGGGGAGGACCUGCACAAUUCGGAGAAGGAAACGGAAAGGGAGAAGUACCUCGAUGAGGAUGAAUUUUUGGAACUGGGAAGCGAUGAGGACGAGGAAGACGAGUUUGAAGAGGAGUACCAGGACGAAAUGGUGCAAGUCGGUGGUGUAAAUUCGGAGCUGGAAGGUUUUUCUGCGAAGAGUGGCUCCCUGGACAAAGCUAGGAAGCAUAUGGCAGUCCGGAGUAGGUCGGAGGACGACGAGGAUGGUAAUCAUGGUCCUGGUGCUGAUCAAAUUUUAGAUCCUGUACAGCGAGUGGAAGAACAUGACGAAAGUCUUGGUGUAAGCACACAUGGUUUCCUGUACGAGACGGAGACAGAAACGCCGGGGCGAUCCAUGGACACUCUGCCGGAGUUGAAAAUUUUCAGGCGUGCCAUGCACUCCGAAGAGAUACUGAGGGGCGACAGCAGCGAUGAUUUGGGAGAUGAUUCGGUCGAUGCUAUUUCCAAGCGCACUAGAGCCCAUUAUUCGUUGGCUGAUAUGUCACUGGAUCAAUUGGAGAUGUUUCUGCAAGAGUCUGACGAAGAAGAGUACUUUCAAAACGUUGACGACGAGGAAGAGUACAGGAAAUUUCUACUUGCCGUGCAGGAAAAAGAGGAUGGUGGCGAUGAGCAACGCCAGGAUGACGAGGAGGAGGAUGCCGAUUUCGAAUUUGAAAUUGAGGAGGCAUUGGAAAGUGAUUACGAUGAUGCAUCAGGGUUUACGAAAAAGAGAAAAAGGAGACGACCAGAAACAAGAGAAAAUCGAAGGCAGAGAGCCAAAACGCACAACAGAGGACUCCAUCUGAGUCAGAUGAAGGCUCCUCUACGCCCCUUAUUACCUAAUACCAGUAAUUUGCAAUACAGUGCUCAUGUAACUGAAAAGAGAAACGUAGCAGACGGAGGGGAUCAAGGUUGGGCACCAAAUCAGAAAAAGAAGGUGCCAGUAAAUGGGUUUACUGCCCAUCAAAUAGGGCAGUUAUAUUGUUUAAUACAUGAGCAUGUGCAACUCCUCGUUCAAGUGUACUCCAUGUGCAUUCUGGAGCCAACACGUCACAAGAUAGCGAAGGAAACUCGCAGAAUGUUAACGGAGAUGGCGGACAAAAGAGAUCUGGUUCUGUCUUGGAAGAAAACUGCAUUUCCUGAUUUUUGUUUCCAGCCUCCUUAUACUCAUCCGUCUUUCACCGAAACAGAAGAGGAGAAGACUCUAGCACACAGAUUUCAGUUACCCAGUGAUCAGGAAGCGUGUAGCAGAGAUACGACCGGUGGGUUAGAUUCCUAUCCAGUAACUUCGGCAUAUGUAUCAGACGGUGACAUGGUCUUGUGGAGCUCAAUGGAAAGUGGUUCUUCAACUUCGGCACUACCACCGAGAAAGCUGAACCUGCUGUCCUGUUCUAACCUUAGUUUGGUCCCUCAGUCUUCUACAUACUCAGGAACUAUAGACUCAACGCCUUUUCUCCUAGAUCAUCCAUCAGAUUUAUCUCAAAGAUGGCACCAAACUUUAAGCAUAUGUCACACUUCAGGAGCAGUACCAACAACAAUCGGAGUUGCAGAUACGACGCACGUAACCGAUCACUCCUCAGUAUUGCCAUAUGUGCAAGUUGGUACUUGCUUUGGAGAAAGUUCGUUAAGGGGUCCAAUCUUAAUGAAGCCUGUCGCUCCUGCAACCUCACAGCUGCCAAGUUCAUGUUCUUUAGCGUCAUCGAAGAAGGCGCCGCAGUCGUUCGGUGCUGCUGGUGAGGAAGGACAUGGUCAUUUGAAUGCUGUAACCUCAGAAUGGGCACCUGUGACAUCAGGUCCUGUAAGAUCGCUACUGGAUGUGGCUCCUCUUGCUCUAGUUCGGGAUUUUUUGGACGACAUGUCUCGGGUUGCCGAGGAAUACACGCAGCGUCAUGUAGAGAGUGGGGCAUAUCACAGUGAGUGCGAACGGGAGCCACUCUUCAUGAUUUCAAUAUCCGAUCAACGCGAAGGAGAUGCUAGGAAAAACUUAAAAGCAAGGCCGUCGUCUUUGUCAUUUCAUUUCAAAGAGUCCUUGCCGGUAUCAGCACCUCGGAUUCCGAUCAAGAAAACUAUGGCAGCUGCUUUGGUGGAAAGCACCAAGAAAGAAAGCCUUGCCCUGGUUCCGAAGGAUGUUGCAAAUGCCGUCCAGCGCUUUUUGCCCUUCUUUAACGAAGCCCUGUUUCCGCACAAACCUCCUCCAAUGGCUGCUGCAGCUCGACUGUUGUUCACGGAUGCAGAGGAUGAAUUGCUUGCGAUGGGUCUUAUGAUUUAUAACAAUGACUGGACGUCAAUCCAGCAGCGCUUUCUUCCUUCCAAAACUAUGCAUCAGAUUUUUGUACGGCAGAAAAAUCGCAGCUCUGCAAGGGCUCCAGAAAAUUCGAUCAAGGCAGUUCGCAGGAUGAAGUCGUCACCUUUGACGGCUGUUGAAAAGGCCUGCAUCCAAGAGGGAUUGAAGAUCUAUAAGUAUGAUUGGAAUAAAGUUUGGGAGUUCUGCGUACCACAUCGAGACCCCGCUAUUUUACCUCGGCAGUGGCGUAUAGCCCUCGGAACACAAAAAUCAUACAAAACAAGUGAGACAUCCAAAGAAAGACGUAGAGUCUAUGAGGCAAAUCGCCGCCAAGCCAAGAAAGCAAGUGAAUAUGGAUUAGAGGUGAAAAAGGACUCUGGCCCAUCUUCUGUCGAGACGGGUAUCGAAGGUAGAGACGUCAUCAGUGGUGAGGACGAAGAACAUGUCGAAGAUGCUUACAUUAGAGAAGCCUUUUUAGCAGAUUGGUGCCCCAGUAAGUCUGCCUCUGUUGGUGCCCCUCUCUCUCUUCCUGGAGGGCUUCCUACCCAGCGAACAAAGACCAAAGCAUCUGUGGCAAAGAAAAAGAAAGUACUCGUGGAUCAAGUAACAGAUAUGAAACCAGUCUCUGCUGUACCUGCAUUCAACCUGGCUCCUGGUUCAUCUAACUGGUACAACCGCCAAGCACUUAUGUUCGGUUCUAACGUUACAAAGCAAACUGUAAAACUUGCACCUGACCUACCAUCUGUGAAGCUCCCUCCCCAUGUUCAUGUUCUCUCCCAAGCCCUUGUGCCAGCAGUGCCACCUCGUCCUUCCACCGGCGGUACGGAGUUUUACUUGAACCCAUUGAGUUCUCGAUGGUCUCACAUUACAGAACAGAAGUGGUCUCGAAUUACAGGCCAAAGCAUUGACAGGACAGUAACGGUAAACCCUUCCCGUUAUAUGUCAACCUUCUUGCCUCAAAUUGUGAGGGCAAAACCUUUUAGUAAGCAGAACCGUCGCGCUAUCUCAAAACCCACCCCUUCGCCAGCUGAGCACCGUAAGACAAGUACAACUGAACCCAUCUUACAUCUUACAACCGAGUUGCCACCAGCGAAUGAAGCUGGUGGUUCAUUUGUUACAGCAACCAACGUGGACCUCCAGAGACUAGCCAAGGACUUGGACAAAAAGUUUGGAAUAUCACAACCGGUACCUACAGUUGACUUGAAUCAAACACUAGCGCCUAUGAAGCCCUUGGCAGAGCUGGUUCAGGCGAAUGUGUAUCCUCUAAAUCCUUCACCUUCCAUAGAAAGUACCCCUGUGCCUUCGCAAAGUUUUGGCCACACAUUGCUUGCUGUUCCUGGAGCAGUGGCAGGCAGUCGAGGCACGUCCGUUUUGAAAUCUACAUCGCGAAGACGAAAGGAGAGAGCUCCAGUGGUCUUCUCUAAUUCUUCAAGUGCUCCUCACGUUUCAACAUUUUCGGAAGACGUGUCUACGGAAAUACAGGAAUGCGAUUUACCUCUGCCGUGUGUUCAGGCUGGGACUUCCUGUCACCCUAAAAUCCGUGAACGCGAGCAUUCCAGAACCCCUGCUCUGCUCAAGUCAGAUUGCUCAAUGGGUCCUGCAUCCAAAAUCUCGUCCAAUGUUCCCUCAAAAGCCCAAAGCAAGGUUGUUCCGAGAGAAGGUGUUGCUGAUCAACUGGAAACUGCAAUCCUGGUCGAGCCGAGUCAACCUUCAAAAGUUCAGAAGGACCAAGUCGCUCCAAACAGUGGUCCUUUGAAUAAGAAAAACAGUGCCAGAAGGAGCCGAAAAUCGCCUUCCGUGAAGCAAACUGGAAGAGCGAGGCAAAACGGGAAACAAAGUACAGAUAAGGCUGUAAUAGGAUGCACACAGGUCCAGACAGAUGAAAGUCAUAGUCCGAAAAUUUGUCAGCCGAUAGCCGCUGAAGCUGGGUUAAAAGUUGGACAGAGGAGAAGGAAACAGAAAACUCAAGAAGGAGUGGUAAAACGAAUAGAAGAUCCACAAUUGGAACCUCACGUUAUAGUCAUGGAGCAAGAGGAAUUGAGCGACUCUGAAGACGAAGCUGGCAUUGGUGUGGAAUUCGAACACGAGGAGAUGGGAGACUCAGACAAAGACGCUGAAAUCGAGCUGCCUGCGUCGAACCAGUUCAAAGAGAGCAGCAUUGAGUUUGAAGAGGAAGAGAUCGAAAGCGAAGACUCUCCUACAGGCGAACGGAUGAGAGGAGAACUUACGGAACUGCUUGUUAUUCCAGCAGCAGGACCAAGCAGUGCUGAAAGUUUGGAAAGAGAGAGCAGAAUGAAGUUACAAACUUCGAAUCAAGAUGGGAUAAAUAAGGGUGAAACCUUCCGGACGGAGACACAAGAUGCUGUGCAGUUGGGAACUGAAGCACCGGGUGGUUGCGCCAAUAGCAGGACCUCUAGGCAAAAUUCACCAGAUCCCGAGGGGCAGAAGGCAGAAAGAGCAAUCAAAACCAGAGCGAGAGCGAAGUUUAAAGGUCUUGAAGUAAGUGCCGGCUGCAGUCAUCAAGUUAGCAAAAAAAGAGGCCAUGACUUGGCGAAGAACGCUCCUCCAAGAGGAGAGGGAAGGACAGAAGCUGGCCUUGAACUGGAUUCAAGUAAUGACGAAUCAAUCUUCUAUUUAGCAUGGAGCUCCUCCUUACAAGAGACAGUAACCUCAAGCCAACAAUCUACUCCUGGCUUUAGAUUACUGCCGAGUGAGAUUGCUGCAAAGACCCUGCAGGAGCACUACUAGUCAGUUUGGCGUCUCUUCUUCCGCUUAUGCUGAACAUGUUUGCCGAAAGAUGGUGCAGAGUGGGAGAUGACGGGCGGACAGAAGAGAUUGCAACUAGGUCAUGUUACUGUGUUGUUCUGAGCGUUACGAUAGAAGUUUGAUCAAAGCCGGGUCAUUUCGCUCUACAUUUUUUACAUUGAAAAGGACUGCUUCAGUGAAGAAAUUGUAAUCAAGUUAAAUAUAAGGAGACAUCUAUUUAAUUCUAGCAGAGAGAUUUACUUGUAUUGUGGUCAUAAUCUUGACGAAGGUUUCUGGCUUGAUCUGAUAAAACAGGAAUCGCGGUAGAAAAAAAUUCCACAGUUCGUGAUGAAGUUCCUGCAGUGCCAUAAAAGUGAAGAGGUUAGUGGGAUGUGUCAAGAUGAACAGCUCUUCAACUGAAGUGAGAGCCAUCUCGAGUCUUUGUUGACUGAACUCCGUCCUGCUCGGGCUCGUCGGUCGCAGCUCCUGGUUUUGGACCUGACCUCGCACUGGCUACGAAGACACGUUGCAAUCGGAGACAGUUGUGUUUGACCAAAGGCUACCUCAAAUGCAGGCAAACUUUGACAAGUCAACGCCGGAGUGGCGUAAGAGUCUGAAAAUUCAAAGUAUUCAAACAACUUUCACGAGCAGGAAACAUUUCUUGCCACAUGGGAGGUUGAGUCGAUGGAUAAAAUUUGAAUCGAAAAGCUGUUGAAGAUGCGAAAGAGAAGUAUCAGAUCAAGUAAGCCUACUUUUGAAAUUAAAUCUUUACUCCAAAGUUCCCAGCUUCUUGGGUGCAUCGAUGAAAGUGUUGUCUGGAUUUAUGAAAAGGGCUUGGAGGGAAAGUUGCAAUCAGCACGUUGGACUGGAGGAAAGUAAUUCGUUUUGUCGAAAAUCGCUAACUGGCUAAAUUCACUGACUCCUAACUUUGCAGAGAAAUGAGCAAGAAUUAAAGGUAUUUGUAGAUACAUCCUUCAAUGAAAUUUCAGGAGGAAUGAGUAGGAAAAUUAGAUAUAUAGGAGCAUACAUGGUGGUGCUCAUUAAAUUUUGGUCGCGGAAGCCACUAGCAUAGGGAAAUAUUGGAAUCAGGAUAUCACUGAUGAUGGCCAGUUGAGUGAGACCGAGGGGUCCAAGUGGAUAGUUAAUUUAGCUAGAUAGAAGUCCUCGGGUAUCAUGGGACUACAAAUGAUUAGAUUGCCAUCUUAAUAGGUUCAGGAGCAAAUUCUGGUUGGACAAGGGACCCAACAGUUUAAAUGUCCAGUUUACUAUUCUCGACAUUUUCAAAAGGAGCGUUUUUAUCACCUCUAGAGGAGAUGUGUUAAAUGCCGGCGUACUUAGUUUGUACCAGUUUUUCUGGCCACUGACAUCUGAACCUCUUUUGUUUCUUUCGUAAGCCAUGGUGGCGUACUUUCAAUUGUGUUGCAUUAGCAUAUCAUGAGAUAGAACUUGACAAUACGAUUUGAUUUAUGCCCUCAGCACCCA